GCGUUUGGAUUCGAAUGCUCUUCACUGCGACUGUGAAAUCCUGUGGCUGGCCGAGCUGUUGAAGACGUAUGCAGAGUCAGGUAAUGCUCAAGCAGCAGCUACCUGUGAGUAUCCACGGAGGAUCCAGGGAAGAUCAGUGGCCACAAUUACACCAGAAGAACUGAACUGUGAGAGGCCAAGAAUUACAUCAGAGCCUCAGGAUGUGGAUGUUACCUCAGGGAAUACCGUGUACUUCACUUGCAGAGCUGAAGGCAAUCCUAAGCCAGAAAUUAUCUGGCUUCGAAACAAUAAUGAGCUCAGUAUGAAAGAAGAUUCCCGUCUAAACUUGCUAGAUGAUGGCACGUUGAUGAUUCAGAAUACUCAAGAAACAGACCAAGGCAUUUACCAGUGCAUGGCAAAAAAUGUGGCUGGGGAAGUGAAAACUCAGGAAGUUACUCUUAGAUACUUUGAGUCACCAGCCCGACCAAGUUUUGUGAUUCAUCCACAAAAUACUGAAGUGCUGGUUGGAGAGAGUGUUACCUUGGAGUGCAGUGCAACUGGGCACCCUCAGCCACGAAUUACCUGGACCAAAGGCGACAGAACUCCUUUACCAAAUGACCCUCGCAUCACCAUAACUCCAUCAGGAGGACUUUACAUACAAAAUGUAAAGCAGGAGGACAGUGGCGAGUAUACCUGUUUUGCAACUAACAGCAUAGAUAAUAUUCAUGCAACUGCGUACAUCAUAGUCCAAGCUCUACCUCAGUUUACUGUCACUCCUCAAGACAAAACAGUGAUUGAGGGACAAACUGUUGACUUCCCCUGUGAAGCACAAGGCUAUCCCCAGCCUGUUAUUGCCUGGACUAAAGGAGGAGGCCAGUUAUCUGUUGACAGAAGACACCUAGUUCUGUCCUCCGGAACCCUAAGGAUUUCCAGGGUUGCUCUGCAUGACCAGGGCCAGUAUGAAUGCCAAGCUGUCAACAUUAUCGGGUCUCAACGAAUUGUCGUAUACUUGACUGUGCAGCCUAGAGUGACUCCUGUAUUUGCCAGUGUUCCCAGUGACAUGACAGUGGAGGUUGGCACAAACGUGCAGAUCCCGUGCAGUGCUCAGGGAGAGCCAGAGCCAGUCAUUACAUGGAAUAAGAGUGGAAAAUUUCAUGUUAGUCCAGAGGGAUUUCUUACCAUCCGUGAUGUUGGAACAGCUGAUGAAGGUCGAUAUGAAUGUGUUGCCCGGAAUACCAUAGGAUACUCGUCUGUUAGUAUGGUGCUUAGUGUAAAUGUCCCUAAUGUCAGCCGAAAUGGAGAUCCUUUUGUACAAACAUCAAUUGUGGAAGCAAUUGCAACUGUUGACAGAGCAAUAAAUUCAACACGUACCCAUCUGUUUGACAGUCGUCCUCGUUCUCCAAAUGAUUUGCUAGCCUUAUUUCGAUACCCAAGGGACCCAUACACUGUUGAGCAAGCAAGAGCUGGGGAAAUAUUUGAAAGGACAUUACAGCUUAUUCAAGAUCAUGUACAGGAUGGUCUAAUGGUUGACCUGAAUGGAACAAGUUAUCACUAUAAUGACCUUGUAUCCCCACAGUACUUGAAUCUGAUAGCUAAUCUCUCAGGCUGUACAGCCCAUCGACGAGUGAACAACUGCUCAGAUAUGUGCUUCCACCAGAAGUACAGGACACACGAUGGAACGUGCAACAACCUUCAACAUCCCAUGUGGGGUGCUUCUCUGACAGCCUUUGAACGUCUGUUAAAGUCAGUCUAUGAAAAUGGAUUUAAUUUGCCUCGGGGAAUUGAACCCAGGAGGCUCUCUAAUGGUUAUGCACUCCCAAUGCCUCGCUUGGUUUCAACUACUCUGAUUGGAACAGAAACAGUAACUCCUGAUGACCAGUACACUCACAUGCUCAUGCAGUGGGGUCAGUUUCUUGACCAUGACCUUGACCUCACUGUGGCUGCCCUAAGUGAGGCCAGGUUUUCGGAUGGUCAGCAUUGCAGUUCCGUUUGUACAAAUGAUCCUCCAUGCUUUUCGAUCAUGAUACCACCGAAUGAUCCCAGAGUUCGAAAUGGUGCACGCUGCAUGUUUUUCGUACGCUCCAGUCCAGUUUGUGGAAGUGGCAUGACAUCUCUUCUGAUGAAUUCUGUGUACCCACGUGAACAGAUCAACCAGCUGACUUCAUACAUCGAUGCAUCCAAUGUGUAUGGCAGUUCAGACCAUGAAGCACUGGAAAUCAGAGACUUGGCAAGUCAAAGGGGUCUUCUGAGACAGGGCAUUGUACAGAGAUCUGGCAAACCCCUUCUUCCAUUUGCCACUGGCCCACCAACAGAAUGUAUGAGAGAUGAAAAUGAGAGCCCAAUACCCUGCUUUUUAGCUGGUGAUCAGCGCUCUAAUGAACAAUUGGGUCUUACCAGCAUCCACACAUUGUGGUUUAGAGAACACAACAGAAUUGCCACAGAGCUACUGAAACUAAAUCCACACUGGGACGGUGACACAAUAUAUCAUGAAACACGCAAAAUUGUUGGUGCAGAAAUGCAACACAUAACAUUUAGUCACUGGCUCCCUAAGAUCUUUGGAGAGGUAGGCAUGAAGAUGCUUGGCGAAUAUAAGGGUUAUGAUCCCAGUGUUAAUUCUGGCAUAACUAAUGAGUUUGCAACUGCCGCUUUUAGGUUUGGUCACACACUCAUUAAUCCUUUUCUGUAUCGACUGGAUGAAAACUUUGAACCUAUUCCACAAGGCCAUCUACCUCUUCAUAAGGCAUUCUUCUCUCCAUUUCGGAUUGUAAAUGAAGGAGGCAUUGAUCCACUUCUAAGGGGAUUUUUUGGUGUUGCUGGUAAGAUGCGUGUCCCGUCACAAUUACUCAAUACAGAAUUAACAGAAAGACUCUUCUCCAUGGCACGUACUGUGGCUUUAGAUCUGGCAGCUAUGAAUAUUCAGAGAGGCAGAGAUCAUGGAAUUCCUCCCUACCAUGAUUUUAGAGUUUACUGUAAUCUUUCUUCAGCUCAGACUUUUGAAGAUCUGAAAAAUGAAAUUAAGAAUCCUGAAAUCAGGGAGAAACUUAGCAGGUUAUAUGGUUCUCCACUGAACAUAGACCUAUUUCCUGCACUAAUGGUAGAAGAAUUAGUUCCAGGGAGCCGACUGGGGCCAACUUUGAUGUGUCUGUUAACCACACAGUUUAGGAGGAUUCGGGAUGGAGACAGGUUAUGGUAUGAGAACCCGGGUGUGUUCACGCCUGCUCAGCUCACUCAGAUCAAGCAGACAUCUCUUGCCAGAGUUUUGUGUGACAAUGGUGACAACAUAACAAGGGUACAACAUGAUGUCUUUAAGGUGGCUGAAUUCCCACAUGGAUAUAGUAGCUGUGAAGAUAUUCCUAAACUGGACCUCAGGAUGUGGCAAGAUUGCUGUGAAGACUGUAGAACUAGAGGACAGUUUAAUGCAUUUUCAUAUCACUUUCGGGGAAGACGUUCUCUUGACUACAGCUUGCAGGAGGACAAGCCCUUGAAGAAAAUGAAAAUGGUCAAAACAGUAAGUUCUGUGAAACAGAGUAAAUACUUUCAUAAUGCCACAUCAGCAUCUAAUGAAAAUAGAAAUGUACCUGCAGUGAAUGACUUCAAAGAAUUUGUUUUGGAAAUGCAAAAAACUAUUUCAAGCCUCAGAAAUCAGAUAAAAAAACUUGAAUCACGCCUUAGUAAUUCUGAUUGCACUGAUGAAGAUGGUAAAUCAUAUUCCAGCAAUGAAACCUGGAAAAGGGACCCUUGCACUGUGUGUGAAUGCAAGGUUGGUCAGAUUACCUGUCUUGUGGAAUCAUGCCCACCAGCUGAGUGCGAAGUGCCUGUGAAGGUUAAAGGACGUUGCUGUCCAGUUUGCUUACAACAAAAUAUUAAUAAAAAGAAGCCAUAAGUCUGCUUUUUAAGAGUUUAGGGUGUAUACUCCUCAAAUCACAUCAGUGCCUGCUGAUGGCAAAACCAGGUAACUACAGUCUUAGCAACAGCAAGAAAUCAAGAUUUAAAAUAUUCUAAUGGUGCUCUAACACUAUAACAUGGCAUAUUGUUUUAUUUUCUGCCCAUGAAGGUAAAUCACAAUGCAAAAAUUAAUGAAAGGGAAAUUAGCAAACAGGUCAAAGUUAAUUUUGUGUUAUACUUCUC
Molecule: messenger RNA, 4107 nt
Organism: Acanthisitta chloris (rifleman)
Lineage: Eukaryota; Metazoa; Chordata; Aves; Passeriformes; Acanthisittidae
Product: peroxidasin homolog
Exons: 17
Biological process (GO): response to oxidative stress
Molecular function (GO): heme binding; peroxidase activity; protein binding
Source: RefSeq, a predicted model, not a curated record